GCAUCAACUCACACGACUGCCUACCACCUUCGUUUCAUUUGUUUACGUUGUCGUUGGUGGCCUUAUUUGCUGCAACCAUUGAUUUGUGCAGCCAACGGCCGAAGCACUUUCUCUAUACUCUUUCAUAAUCUUUUUCAACGCACCCUUCUAUAUCGAUCUCGAGCUGCCUUUUCUUCUCCAGGCCAGCGCAGCAGGAAACUGCGAGAGAUCUGAACCAUCCGUAUGGUUCAUCUCAAAUCGCCCAAGAUGUUGGGCACGUCCCUGAGCAUCUUGCUGGCACUGCUAAUCCCCGUAUCUCACUCCCUUCGGUACGAUCCUGCCUACGAAGACUGGAAUCUGAACACCAACAAAACGGCUAUCGACCCCCUCGAUUACUGGGGAGAAUGGGAAAAUCACACGUACACACCGUCGCCUGAGAAUUGGCGUAUGCCCUUUUACAGCUUCUUCCUGGACCGAUUCGUAAAUGGCGAUCCAGCCAAUGACGACAUCAACGGUACCGCAUGGGAACAUGACCUUUAUGGCACGCAACUGCGCUAUGGUGGUGACGUGGACGGCUUGAAAGCGUCUUUGGACUACCUUCAAGGCAUGGGCGUCAAGGGAAUCUAUCUGGCUGGAAGUCCGCACAUCAACGUGCCGUGGGAGAAUGACGGUUACAGUCCGUUGGACUUGACCCUCCUGGACGCACAUUUUGGCAACAUUUCCGCUUGGCGGGAGUGUGUUGCUGACAUCCACAGCCGAGGGAUGUACGUGAUUCUCGAUAACACCAUGGCAACCAUGGGUGAUUUGAUUGGAUUCGAGGGAUAUUUGAACGCAAGUACUCCUUUCAACUAUAAGGAGCAUAACGCUUUGUGGAAAUAUGAUCGAAGAUACAACGAUUUCAGUUUCGGCAACUCUUAUAUCGAUAAGUGUGAAUAUCCUCGAUUCUGGGGUGACGACGGUUUUCCCGUGCAUAAAAACGGCACAGAACACCUCAUUGGAUGCCGGGAUAGUGAAUUCGACCAGUAUGGUGACAUUGCAGCUUUUGGUGACUACCCCGAAUGGCAGCGUCAAAUUUCCAAGUUCGCCUUUGUCCAGGACCGACUACGUGAAUGGCGAAGCGACGUCCGUGCUAAGAUCCAGCACUUCUCGUGCAUCACGAUUAUGGCUUUGGAUAUUGAUGGAUUCCGUAUGGAUAAGGGAUUGCAGAUCACUGUCGACGCCCAAGGAGAUUUUGCAGACCAUCUCCGCCAAUGUGCCGCCACUGUCGGCAAACAUAACUUUUACAUCCCCGGUGAGAUUGUCGCUGGUAAUGCCUUUGGAUCAAUUUAUAUUGGCCGAGGCAAGCAGCCCGACAUGAUGAUCGAAAACAUGACGGAGGCCAUUACCAUGACGAAUAGCUCAAACUCCUCUGCCUUCAUCCGGGACGUGGGCAAAAACGCGUUUGAUGGGGCUGCCUUCCACUACUCCGUGUAUCGUGCCAUGGGCCGAUUUCUCGGUUUAGACGGUAAUAUGGCUGCCGCCGAUGACACCCCUGUGAACUGGGUCGCUGGUUGGGAAGCACUGAUUCAAACUAAUGACAUGCUGAACGCCGUAACUGGUGUUUUCGAUCCGCGCCACAUGUUUGGUGUAACCAACCAGGAUGUUUUCCGGUGGCCCGGUAUCAAGAACGGCACUCACCGACAGAAUUUGGGUAUCUUCGUGAUUACGUUGAUGCUACCGGGAAUUCCCACGCUCUCAUGGGGUGAGGAGCAGGCGUUCUAUGUUCUCGAUAAUACGGCCAACAACUAUGUUUUUGGCAGAUCGCCCAUGGCUUCGUCUCAAGCAUGGCAAGACCAUGGAUGUUACAAGGUCGGAUCUCAAAAGUACUGGGAUUUCCCUCUCGAAUCUUCCCUCGAGGCCUGCAAAGAUGACUGGGUCAGUCUUGACCACAGAGAUCCUUCGCACCCUGUUCGCAACAUCUACAAGAGCAUGUUUGAGAUGCGUGAACGCUUUCCAGCUCUUAAUGACGGGUUCCUCCUCAAGCAACUCUCCAACCAGACGUGGGAUAUCUAUCUUCCCGGUUCUUACGGAACUCCAACUGAAACCGGCGUGUGGAGUGUUGUUCAUGCUCAGUGGCCUGGCGUUCAAGACUUUAGCCAUCAGGGUCAUGGAGGCAACCAGAGUGUUUGGCUCGUCUACACGAACAACAAUGUCCCUCAAACUUACACAUUCAACUGCUCCAUUGACACCCUUGGUCUCAUUGCGCCUUUUGAUCCCAACGUCACCGUCAAGAACCUCUUUUAUCCGUUUGAAGAGUACACACUGGAAACCUCUGUACAGAACUUUGGGCUCGAGGGCGUAAAGGAAUGGAACGGAUGUCUUUCGGCCAUGCACCUUGAUCCAUGGGAUUACAAGGCAUUUGUGCCCAAGGACAAAUGGCUUGCGCCUAGUCCGAUGCUAACUGGCUUCACACCUGGUCACGACACCAGAAUCCUUUCCAAGGUGCCCCGUGGACAGCAGGACACUGUUGCCAUUGAGCUGGAUUUCUCAACCCCCAUGGAUUGCGACAGCGUCAGAGACAAUAUGGAAUUCCAGUCGUCCACAGAGGACCGGGUGACUGCGAAACUCGACAGGAGCAGCAUCAAGUGCUUGACGGUCGCUAAGGUCGAGGCGCCUAAAUGGCCCGGUGGUAUUCCCACUGCGUGGACCUUCAAAGCCAAUCUUGUCGACGUUUCUCAUGGUAUCCAUCAAAUCACUAUCCGCAAUGUCACAUCGCAAAACAGUACCUUUACCAACUCUGUUGACCAUUUCUUCAUCAGGGUUGGUGACAGUGCCAACCCCGUUGUCUUCCCACGCACAGGAAAUUAUUCGACCAGUUUGUUUCACGAGAGCGAAGAUGGAAAAGAGCUCGUAAUUUCACAUAGCGCCCCUGGUGCAGACAAAUUCCGGUAUUCGACCACUUGGGGCUCGAGCUACAGUAACUGGCUUGACUACACUGGCGGAAACACGACUAUUCAGCCCACUGCGUGGAGCGGUACUAAGGCUCAAAGAUGGACUGGUGAACACGUCACUGUUCAAUACUGGAGCCGGAUUGCUGGAAGUAGCGACCACGUCCAAGAGGGAGAAUUGCACGAAGAUGGCCCCGCACGGCGUUUCCCUCACUUAUCCCUUCAUGGUCCAUGGAACGAAUUUGGCUAUGAUGCAGGCUUGCCGAAUGUGAUGAAGCAGGAUAAGGAUGGCAUCUGGAAUUUCAAUUUCAUGACCGAGUGGCCGGCGCAGUUCCAGGUAAACGUGUGGGGAAUGAACCCUGAUGGAGAACCAGACGUUACAGCGGCUUUUGGUGAUGUCGACAAUGACACCGUUCUUGAUCGGAUCCCUCCAAUUACGCUAAUGGAGGCCGUUGUAAACAUUACCGAGUUUCCACCUUCGCCUCACCUGGCGUAUCGCAUUAGUGUCAAUGAUGCCGACCGGAGGUACACUCUGACUCCUGUGGGUUCACGCUGGAAGCAACUGGCACUGUUCCUCUUGCUUGCCUUUAUCCCACCUUUGACCGGUGCGCUGGGAGUCUGGGCCUAUCUACGCGCCUUUUACCAGGUCAAGUUCAACCAGGUUGGUGUUAGCGAAAAGGGCGGUAUUGUUCCUCUUGCUGUUCGGAAGAUUAUCCCUGAAAGGUAUCUCGGUUCACCCGCGUUCCAGAGGUUCACCGGAUCUUCUACCGCCUUGAGUGAAGUUGCCCCGGCAACUGUCGCCCCCGUGGAAGCUGCGGGUGGCCGUCGCACCGUCCUCAUCGCUACCAUGGAGUAUGAUAUCGAGGACUGGGAGAUCAAGAUUAAGAUUGGUGGUCUGGGUGUCAUGGCUCAACUCAUGGGCAAGAAUCUUGGACAUCAGGAUUUGAUCUGGGUCGUUCCCUGCGCCGGAGGUAUCGACUAUCCCAUCGACCAACGAGCUGAGCCCAUGGUUGUGAAGGUGCUUGGUAAUGAGUACAUCAUUAACGUGCAAUAUCACACUCUUCGGAACAUAACCUACGUGCUUCUCGACGCGCCAGUCUUUCGACAACAGACCAAAGCUGAGCCCUAUCCCCCCCGUAUGGACGACAUUGAUAGCGCCAUUUAUUACUCGGCCUGGAACCAGUGUAUUGCGGAAGCCAUCCGUCGUUUCCCAAUUGAUCUUUACCACAUCAACGAUUACCAUGGAACCGUCGCUCCGUUGUAUCUUCUCCCCGACACCAUCCCUGUUUGUUUGUCGCUUCACAACGCCGAAUUCCAAGGCCUAUGGCCGAUGCGGAGCGCACUUGAAGUUGACGAAGUGUCCCGUGUGUACAACCUCGAUGCAGAAAUUGUUCGCCGCUAUGUGCAGUUUGGAGAAGUAUUCAACUUGUUGCAUGCAGGAGCAAGCUACCUGCGUAUUCAUCAAAAGGGAUUUGGUGCCGUUGGUGUCUCGAAGAAAUACGGUAAACGCUCAUUUGCCCGUUAUCCGAUCUUUUGGGGUCUUUCGAAAAUUGGAAGCCUUCCUAACCCUGACCCAACGGAUGUUGGAGAUUGGAACAAGCAGCCUGCGAACCCUGACGAGGUCGUUGUCGAUGCUGAGUUUGAAGCCUCUCGAGCACCUCUCAAGCGUCAAGCUCAGGAAUGGGCUGGAUUAGAGCAGAAUCCCAACGCCGAGCUUUUUGUCUUUGUUGGUCGUUGGUCCAUGCAAAAAGGUGUGGAUCUCAUCGCAGAUGUCUUCCCGGCCGUCCUGGAGGAAAAUUCCAAUGUCCAGCUCAUUUGUAUUGGUCCUGUCAUUGAUCUCUAUGGUAAAUUUGCAGCGCUCAAGCUCGACCAUAUGAUGAAGGUAUACCCCAACCGGGUCUUUUCCAGGCCAGAGUUUACUGCCUUGCCACCAUAUAUCUUCAGCGGUGCCGAAUUUGCCCUGAUUCCGUCAAGAGAUGAGCCCUUUGGUCUGGUAGCGGUCGAAUUCGGCCGUAAAGGCGCCCUUGGUGUUGGCUCCCGAGUUGGUGGUCUGGGACAGAUGCCUGGUUGGUGGUACACCAUCGAGUCGACGACAACAAAGCAUUUGAUUCAGCAAUUCAAGCAAGCUAUCCACGGAGCUUUGGACUCGAAGCAAGAGGUCCGCGCAAUCAUGAGAGCGCGGUCGGCAAAGCAACGUUUCCCUGUCGCGCAGUGGGUUGAAGAUCUCGGGAUUCUUCAGGAGACGUCUAUUAAGAUCCACAAGAAACAAGCUCUGAAGCCGCGCCGGCUCGCACUCUCUGGUGCCCAGACGCCUGUCAGUGGCUCAGCUACUCCUCGCCCAUGGGCCCAGAGCAGAACGCCAAGCUUUUUCAACAUGUCAUCUGCUUCUUCGAUGUAUCGUCAACCUUGGAUGCAAGCUCCCAGUAUCCCUACCACGGCACCCCAAAGUGGACCUUCCACUCGUGCCGGCAGUCCUUCCAGAGAAGGCGCCGGUGCAGAGACUGGACCACAGACUUUAUCACUUGGCACACGUGUUGGACCCGGUCACGUUCCUGAAGGGGAAAGAGGUCGACGAAUGAGCCGGCUGACACUCUCUCGAGACAGUUCAGUCAGCCGCAGUGCUCCGGCGAGCCGGGCUGCCAGUCCUUCGGAUGACUCAGGGUUGGCAGGUCGCCAACGGAGACGAUUGAGCAAGCCUAAUCCUUUUGGUGACAACAAUGCUGUUGGCGUUGCAAACGGCGGCCAAGAAGCCGGUUCUUCCAGACAGUUGACGGCUAUUGACGAGCAUGGCCAGGGCAGUUCCAGACAGCGCCUAUCGGAUGGUUCCCAGGCCACCGCUGCUGAUGAUGCCGCCAGCAAUGUUGUGGAUGAGUACAUUCUAACGCCCGAGCAAGCUAGAGAGAGUGAGCAGAGCAGCCAGUUGGCCUCCCUCAACCCAGCUUCGUUCUCGUCUCGUGACUCCGCCGCCCAGUACAGCCCGUCCGUUCCCCAAAGCCCAUAUGUACCCUUCUCUCCCGCCGGCUCCAUGCCGACCAGUCCAAGAAUGGAGGACUACUUCCUUUCGCCUUACUCUCGCGCCGAUGCUAAUCUUAGCUUGGCCUCUGUUGUCGGCGAAAAGAAGGACUAUACCUUGCAAAAGGUCGAGCCAUUCUUUACGGACCCAACUGGCCUCUACUACAAGACGUUUGACAAGAUGCUCGAUAAUUUGAACGGCAAAACCUCUGAGAGCAACUUGUGUGUCGAGGAGUACCUUGUCAAGAGCGAAAAGAAUUGGUUUAGUCGCUUCCACGACGCCAAGAUGGGAAAGACUUCGGUCACUGUAACCCCGGCAUCAUCCAUUUUCAGGUUCGGACGAUCGAGCCCUGCGGCCUCCAUCUUCAACGAACCUAUUGACGGCACGUAUGGCAACGGUGAAGAGGAGGGCGUGGACCAAUUCCUUCUCCAGGACGACUACACCCCACCUACUGGUUUCAGGAAAAUCCUUGCAACAAAAUUUGGAGACUGGCCUGUCUAUUCGUUCCUUCUCGCUUUCGGUCAAAUCAUUGCUGCCAAUUCCUACCAGAUUUCAUUAUUGACUGGCGAGAUCGGAGAGACUGCAUCGAAGCUCUACACUGUAGCUUGCAUUUACCUUGCCGCCUCCAUUAUUUGGUGGUGCGUUUUCAGAACGUUGAAAUCAGUCUACGUGUUGUCGCUCCCCUUCGUCUUCUAUGGCCUUGCCUUUGUGUUUCUGGCUUUCUCCCCCUAUGGAGCGACCAUGGCCAGCAGGAACUGGGUCCAAAACGUGGCCACCGGCUUCUACGCUGUAGCGUCUGCCAGCGGAUCCUUUUUCUUUGCUCUUAAUUUUGGUGCCGAGGGAAGCGUACCCGUGGAAUCGUGGAGUUUCCGUGCUUGUGUCAUUCAAGGGACGCAGCAGAUCUAUGUUUCCGUUUUGUGGCUCUGGGGCGCAAAGCUUGUCAAGAUCAACAAUCUAGGCAAGCAAGCCUCAACCGUUGUGACUUAUGGUUGGCCUCGUACAGUGAUCUGUCUGCCAAUUGCUCUGCUCUUGUUCGGUGUUGGUGCCGUGCUCUUUCUCGGUUUGCCGGAGUUCUACCGCCAGAGCCCUGGUAAGGUGCCAUCGUUCUACUCAUCCGUCAUCCGACGCAAGAUCAUCCUUUGGUUCUUCGUUGCUGUCAUCAUCCAAAAUUUCUUCCUCUCGGCACCGUAUGGUCGAAACUGGCAAUAUUUCUGGUCCACAAAACAUGCACCCACCUACGCCAUUGUGCUCCUUCUGCUUCUCUUCUUUAUUGGAAUUUGGGCAGCAUGUCUUUACCUUUUUAGCCGCCUGUCCACCCGCCACUCUUGGGUUCUUCCCAUUUUUGCCGUCGCCCUAGGCGCACCUCGAUGGUGUCAGAUGCUAUGGGGUGUUUCGAACAUUGGUCUAUACGUCCCUUGGGCUGGAACACCGGUUGGAUCAGCCGUGGUCGGACGUAUUCUCUGGCUGUGGCUUGGUGUUUUGGACGCAUUGCAAGGUGUCGGCUUCGGCAUGAUCUUGCUCCAGACGCUGACUAGAUUCCACAUCAUAUUCACUCUCGUUUCCGCGCAGGUUCUUGGAAGUAUUGCAACGAUUGUGGCACGGGCUUGUGGACCAAACAAGGUUGGUCCUGGCGACGUCUUCCCAGAUUUCUCUGCCGGUUACACCGACGGAUUACACAAGGCAUGGUUCUGGAUUGCGUUGUUCUUCCAAUUGGCAAUCUGUGUGGGAUUCUUCAAAUUCUUCCGAAAGGAACAGUUGUCUAAACCGUAAGGUAAAGACCAACUGAUAACGUGGCUGUGCGGUUGACACAUCCACGGUUCAUGUACAUUGAUUAAACUUUUAAUCUUUUGGCGACUGGGAAUCGCCCUCUCAUUGGCAACCUUUACAUAAUUUCUUCUUCCCUAUCGACCACUUCUUUUUUCUUGCAUUUUCAUUUUCUCAUUCUCCUGGCAAGAUAUAGCGUGGGAUUUACAGGCACAAUAUACCGGGGAGGCGUCUGAUUAUCCACACACAUACACACACAUACAAACACAUACACAAACAAACUCACACCGAGAACACUGCUUUUCAUUUUGCAUUAAUUUAGACUCGAGGGCAAACCCCCAGCUAUAUAGAGCUUGUCGCAUUACCAUUAGGAUUUAAUAAUAUAAGAGCAUAUAAUAUACUAUAAGCGCGGCAA
Messenger RNA from Xylona heveae TC161, 8098 nucleotides. RefSeq names its product glycosyltransferase family 5 protein. The record is from RefSeq and is a predicted model, not a curated record. Lineage: Eukaryota; Fungi; Ascomycota; Xylonomycetes; Xylonales; Xylonaceae. The coding region runs from base 223 to 7689 and encodes 2488 amino acids. Gene Ontology annotation, biological process: fungal-type cell wall (1->3)-alpha-glucan biosynthetic process. Gene Ontology annotation, molecular function: alpha-1,3-glucan synthase activity. The transcript has 7 exons. Gene Ontology annotation, cellular component: fungal-type cell wall.